AUGUUUGGAUUGGUAAAGUUGUUCUUCUUCCUGUGCUUGGUGUUUUCGGCCGGUAAGGUAGCUGCUGCUGAUGGUGAGUGAAUGCCUUGUAUCUUGCUGUAAUUUUUUGGGGUUCGAUAGAACUUUUUACGACUUUGAGGACUAUCACAGAGGCGGACCUGACCCAGUGGCAAAAAACGUACCACUUUGCAUCCGGAAAGUAUCAAAAAAUGUGGCAAAAUACCUCCCUCUUCAAGUGAAAAUACACCGUUUUGAAGGGUGCCCGUUAUUUUUGUGAGGGAACUUCAAAACAGAGUCUUUUAUAAUCGGAGAAGGAGACAUUUUGCUACAUUUUUUGAUACUUCCUGGAUGCAAAAUGGUACGUUUUAGUGUGCAAAGUUUUAGCAGUCUGCCAGGAAAAUAAUGUGGAUUUGUCGCUGCAAAAUGGUCGACCCGUCGCAUGGCAAACCGAAAUGGAACAAAAAUGUCUCCCGCCCACUUUUGAGUUUCGUCCAAACGAAGUGUCACAACUGACAAAAGCAAUAAAAUAAUUCCGAGAAAAAUAUUUUUCCAUCGAAAAACCACACGAAAAAUUCUGUUGUGACAUUUCGUGUGAAUUUGACCGAUACUGGGUGUGCGAAGUGCCGAAACGAGGAGGGAGACUCCCUGGGUUGCCGUGCGUCGUUGUCGCGUACCAAAUUUCCAGCCGCGGCUAGAGUAAUUUUCAAGACGCCAAAAAUCCACAUUAUUUUCCCGACGGAUAGAUAAAAGCCUCGCCGUUUAGAGUUGAUGGUCGUUUCUAGCCCCAAAAUUAUUCAAAAUAAAGCCUUUUCUUUUUGAAAAUCCACAACUGUUCUUCAGAUUCCGUCACUUGCAUUGUGAACAACUGCCAAAGCUAUCAAGGCAGCAAUGAGUACGAUUGCAUCCCGAACAGCAGCUGCCACGGCAAGUUGUACGAUAAGACGGGAAAAUUCAUCCGCGACGUUUGA
This is a messenger RNA of Bursaphelenchus xylophilus (pine wood nematode), 968 nucleotides long. The record is from the annotation of a GenBank genome assembly. NCBI's taxonomy places the organism in Eukaryota, Metazoa, Nematoda, Chromadorea, Rhabditida, Aphelenchoididae.